AUGUCAGCGUCGAAACAGAAGCGUACGACUUCUACGCGCUCAUCUGCUUCAGUAUCAAGCCGUAUCAUAACUGCUGAUUGUCCUAUUCCUGAAGAGAGUGGUGCAGAUGACAGUAUAUCUUCUUUUAAUGUUUCGAUCUCACCAAGUCGCCGGACUCGACAACACGAAAAGGAUACUCUGUCAAAUCUUAAUGAUCGGCUCGCAGUUUACAUCGAUAGAGUGCGCCAUCUUGAACUUGAGAAUGAGAGAUUAAAUGUUCGAAUUAAUGAAAGCGAAGUGGUUGAAAAAAAGGAACGGCAUGAUCUGGUAUCUCGUUAUGAAGCUAAAAUCAAAGAGCUUCGUGAUUUGAUUGAUGAUGCGUUGAAAGAAAAAACUCGUGUUAACAUAGAUGCAAAAUCGGCUUUAGCAGAGCGUGACAAUCUUCGUACUAAGGCAAAUAUUGCAAAGCUGGACAAGGAAUUAAAACACUCGGAGAAGCUUCGUCUUAGUAAUGAUAGUCUUAUACAAGAUCUUCAGGCACGACUGAACACUGCUGAUAAUAUGAGAAAACAUUUGGAAGAUGAAAAUAAGGGUUAUGUUAUUGAAAAUGAGGACCUGAAGCAGCAGUUAGAUAUUUUGCGAAAGCAAGUCGAGGAUGAAGCGCUUGCAAACACUGCACUUCAUAAUCAAAAUCAAUCGUUAAAGGAAGAUUAUGAGUUUCUAAAAAAGACUCAUGAAGGGCAGUUAGAAGAAAUACAUAGAAAGAGACAAGUUGAAUUAACAACAACUGCUCGUGAAAUGGAGCGUACGUAUGAAUCGCGCUUGCAAGAACAACUUCAGGCAAUGCGCUCAGAAUUUGAUGAACGAUUAAAUAGAAAUAGACGAGAUAUAGAUGAGACUUAUAAGAACAAGCUUAAUGAAGCAAAUGAAGCUCGUCAGCAAAUGAACCUUGCUAAAGAAGAAGCGGCACGGCAGCGACUUCGUGUUCAUGAACUAGAGAAAGCUGGAAGUACUUACGAAAGUCAAAUAGAAGCUCUUAAUAGAAAAGUCAUAGAUUUGGAGAGUCAGCUUCGCUUCACGCGUGACGACUGUGAUGUUCGCAUCAGUCAACGUGACAAGCGAAUUAUUGAACUGCAAGAGGAAAUAGAUCGCUUAUUAAAUGAGUAUCAAGAUCUUUUUGAUUUGAAAGUUCAGUUGGAUACGGAACUAAAGGCUUACCAAAAUUUAUUGGAAGGGGAAGAAUCUCGAUUAAAUAUAUCGCAGCAGUCUUCUCCGCUGUCUUCAACAGAUUCACCUUCUGGUGCUGGCAGUCGUUAUAGCGUGUCUUACACCGAUUCAGGUCAUCGUCGUGCUGUUAAAAGAAAGCGAUUCAAUGCAUCAGAUGAUAGUCUUUAUUAUCGAGAUACUGCAAAAACAUACAAAACUACAUCUAAUUCUGAUUGUGAUAUCGAAAUAGAAGAGCAUGAUACAGGUGGAAAAUUCAUCAAGCUAGUCAAUAAAGGUGAAGAAACUAUUUCGAUUGGACAGUGGGCGAUUAAAAGUAUUGCUAGUGACAAAGAAACUAUUUACAAAUUUCAUUCAAGGCAAACAAUGAAACCCGGUGACACUAUUGCCGUAUGGAGCGCAGAUAGUGGUGAAAAACAUACACCACCAUCUCAGCUGGUGAUGAAAAAUCAGCUAUGGCCUUCUGGUGAUCGGGUAAAGACAACUCUUGUUGAUGCAGACGGUAUUGAAAUGGCAACUAGAGAAAGCGUAGCAGAAAUGCAAUAUGGGCAUUUUGUUAAUGUUGAUGGUGAGGACCCGGACCAGCGUUGUGCUGUCAUGUAA
Messenger RNA from Thelazia callipaeda (thelaziosis nematode), 1806 nucleotides. The record is from the annotation of a GenBank genome assembly. NCBI's taxonomy places the organism in Eukaryota, Metazoa, Nematoda, Chromadorea, Rhabditida, Thelaziidae.